Cuscuta epithymum is the source of this 606-nucleotide messenger RNA. The record is from the annotation of a GenBank genome assembly. NCBI's taxonomy places the organism in Eukaryota, Viridiplantae, Streptophyta, Magnoliopsida, Solanales, Convolvulaceae.
GAGAAUUUGCAGAAGCAGUGGUCUACAUUCUCCCAGGCCCUAAAUUGCUCUCAUUCUCCCUAUUUAUCACCCCGGAGAACUAAUUCGUUCCAGAGAAAAUUAGACUGCGGCAAAGGUGUCCUUGAUCUCUCUCUCAACACUCGAUCAGAUCAGCAUUCAGCAACCAUGUCCUCCAAGCAAGGUGGAAAGGCAAAGCCGUUGAAGAAACCGAAGUCUGACAAAGUAGAGUAUGACGAGGUUGACCUAGCUAACAUUCAGAAAAGGAAGGAAGAAGAAAAGGCACGUAAGAUGCUUGCGGAAAAAGCUAAGGGGAAGGGGCCACUUGGAGGCGCUGGACUGAAGAAAAGUGGCAAAAAGUGAUCGAUCCAUACUGGGGAGAUGUCUUGUUCUUUAGGGUGUGUAUUGUUUGUUUGCUUUCUCUCCAAGUCCUAUGUUUUUUCCCAAUCAACUCAAUGAAUAUUUCUACUCCUAUCAUGGUUUGAUGUGAAAUAUAUCUCCCUCCAUUUUAUAAUACUUGUCCCUCUUUCCAUUUUGGGAUGUUCUCUAUUAGUUGUCUUUCUUUCCAUUUUUGGUAAGUUUUUUCAAUAAAUAUACUCAUUUACCCCC